AUGCUUCCCAUCAACAUCACCACCAACAACAAAGAUAUCUCACGAAGACGCCAUUUGGAUGCCCCCAAAUAUGAUCCUGGGCACAAGAGGAGGCUAUUAACUCAUGGUUCGAGGUGGGGGAGUCAUCCACUAUACCUCCAUACCCCGAAUACUUCUGUGCAACAAGCAAUCUUUCUUCUGGUGCUCUGCAUCGCCCAUCACUCAAACCGUAUUGGAGUGAUGGACACUGAGCUCUUCUUAUUGAGGAUGGACUUGAUGAAUCUAGAAAUGGCACCCCGAAUAAUUACUAGAUCUAGUCAAGGUCUUCAAGUUGAGCAGGAUGCUCAUUCAGCACAAAGUAACCCACCCCUAGACCACACAUAUGUGAGGAAAUAG
Messenger RNA from Lactuca saligna, 375 nucleotides. The record is from the annotation of a GenBank genome assembly. Lineage: Eukaryota; Viridiplantae; Streptophyta; Magnoliopsida; Asterales; Asteraceae.